Messenger RNA from Cotesia glomerata, 3038 nucleotides. Its product is annotated as protein FAM114A2. The record is from RefSeq and is a predicted model, not a curated record. NCBI's taxonomy places the organism in Eukaryota, Metazoa, Arthropoda, Insecta, Hymenoptera, Braconidae. Bases 690 to 2888 code for a protein of 732 amino acids. The transcript has 4 exons.
CCAUUGUUGCUAUACAUUCGUUCGGACCAGGAGUACUUCAGCAUAAAUUGUUGCAAAUACAAUCAUGCUUAUAAAUUUUAUAUCAUACAUACUUAUACAAUUUGAAAUUUUUCAUCCAGUGACAAUCAAUUCAAACAAUUGUGACGUUAGACUCUGAUAGGAUGACAAUUUUGCUCAAAAUAUGUCCUAUUUCCGUUCAUUCCUACUGUCUGUAAGAAUAGUUGAAUAUCGAUACAAGCCUCAUUUGUUCUUAAAAAUUGUUUCAUUAUUUUUUACAGUUGAUUAAUUACUGACGGUAAAAUUUUAUUGUUGAAAAUGAUUAAAUAUUAAGUUGUCAACUUGACUCAACAUACUAUUCCUCGUCAGCGUUUAUUACUCAAUGUUUUCGUAUUAGUAUACGUACAUACAUACAUACAUAUAUUUACAUACUUAUACGUAAAUAUGUGUAUGUAAAUACCUCUAUACUUACAUACUUGAUGUUCAUCACGUGAUUUUCUAUUUAUCUCCAACAUAUUUAUUUAAUACGUUCAAAUAUUUCAUAAAAAUGUACCAAAUAAAAAAAAACAAUAAUCCUGAUUAAUAACAAAACAGUAGUGCAAACAUUAUAUUUGAAAUUAAUUCAUUGUUACGCAUAACAUAUAAUUAUUAUCAUCAAUAUCCAUUUUUGACUUGAAGUACAUAUAAUUCCGAUGGCAACCUCCGACAGUGAUAAUUUUGAAAGUGCUGAUGAAGAAAUAGAAUUUCGUGAUGUAUUGCCUCCAAAAUCUUCACCAGAAUGGGUAGCUAAUUCAACAAUUAGUUCUGACUCUGAUGAUGAUGUUUGUGUAACGUCAGUUAAACAAAAUUCAUGGAGCUCUAAAAUAAAUAAUAAAAAUUAUGACAAUCUAACAGAUGCUGAUGACACGUCAAAUGUUUACAAUACACUGCACAAUAAAACUGGCCAAGAAUCAAAACAACGAACUGUUUCAAUCGAAUCAUCAUCUGUUUCAAAUCCAUCACUACCCAAAUCUUUGACAGAUGAUAAUCAACAAAAGGGAUCAAUUUCUAAUCAAGAGCCAAUAGUUACUGAAGAUAUAGAAACAGAUAAUAUUGAUAAUAUUGUUGAAAAAUUAAACAAGACUGAAAUUAAUAAAUGUGAUACCAUCAUCAAAGAUGCAUCUUUAGACAAAGUAAAUAAUGUUUUGUCUCAAGUUUAUACACUAGAUAAUACAGAUAAAAAAGUUAAUAAAAAUUCUGACAAAAGAGAAAAUACACAGAUCCAGAAAAAAUCAAAAGAAUCUUCCAAAUCUAGAAGCUAUGAAGUUAAAAAAUUAGGAUCCAGAAUAGGAUCUUAUAAUACUAAACGAGUAACUAAAGAAGUUGAUUUUUCUAAUGUAGAAAGUAAAAAAUUUGAAAAGGAAGGAAAAAUUUUUUCAAAUCAAGAAUGUUUUGAACUAGAUGAUGAUGGAGCAACAAAAAUCUUGGAACGUGAAAGUUCUAAUCAUUUUCCAGCAAAUUCGUGGAAUAAAUCAACUGGUAAAUCUUCUUCGAUAGAUGAAUUAGAUGAAGUACCGCCAGAAUUGAAAUCUAAUAAAAAAUUUAAAGAAGUGUUUGGGGCUGGUGAUUGGGAGGAUCUCAGCGAUUCAGAUAAAAUAAUAAAUGAGUUUGAUACUGAAAAUUUAAAACCUGUUCUUGAUAAAUUAACAACAACGAGCAAAGAGAAGAGCAACGUAGCUAGUGGAGGUUGGGGAAGUUGGGGUAGUUGGGGUGUUACGACGUUGCUGAAUACCGCUUCUGUAGGAGUUUCAAAUCUAACCAGUCAGGUGUCAUACGGUCUUUCUGUUCUUGAAGAAAGUAUUAAUGCUCCAAGUACAACGGACCAUGAACAAAAACAAACAUUGAAUGAAAAAUCUGUUGAAAAUACAGAAGAUUCAACGGAGCAAAUGUCAUUGAACUUCAGUAAUUUAAUAUCUGGAGUCUCUUCAAUAACAAAAUUAGUUGAGAAUACAGGUACUAAAGUUAUAAAUACUGGUUUAGGUACUCUAGAAACAAUUGGAAAAAAAACUAUGGAAGUGCUUCAAGAAGGUGAUCCUGGUUUAAAAAAGAAAAGAGCAUUUUUCAUGAAUGAAAGUAAUAAACCUAUCUUGUCACAUAUGUUAAAAGAAGCAAAAGAAAAAGCUCUAAACGAACAGAAAACUUUUGAAGAAAAAGAACAAGCCAAAAAGGUUCAUUUUGAAAGCUUGUUUGAUGAUUUCCAAGGUCUUAUUCAUUUAGAAGCACUGGAGAUGCUGUCUAAACAAAGUGAUAUGAACAUUCAACAACGAUUAAUUGCUCUAAAUUCGGAAGAAGCUAUUUCUAUUCAAGAAACCUUAGAUGAAGUUAAAGAGCUUUGUGAUUUGGGAGACGAGAAUGAUCAUGAAGAAAAUGAUAACGACAAUUUGGAGGAAAAAUUAAAAGCUCUCUGUGCAGACCUUAAUAUUACUCUUUCAUUCGAUGAAUUAUUUAAGAUUCUGAAAGAGACACAAAAUUACAUAACAAAUAUAUCACAGCCAGAAUCGACAGUGUCUGAUCGAGAAAUUUUUCAAAAUGCCAUUUCAAAUUUGGCACAAUUUACCGCCUACUGCAUGGAAAGAUUUCAUAAAACUGCUGAACUUAUUCUUAUAAAAGAUCGGCGCAGUACAGUUAAUGAAGCUGAUGCACUUGUACAGUUAACAGUACUUUUAUCUCAGCAAAUCGGAGUAAUUUCAAAUUUAUUUUGCAAGUGUCUUAAUGAACGGGCUCAAAAAUCGGAGAAAUCAAAUGAUUCUGUUGACAUUACAACCAUUUUUCUAGAAGCUACUAAUGCUACUUCAUAUAUAAAAGAGGCAUUUCAACUUUUCAUUCCCAUUCUCCAAGUUGGCGCUAUUUGAUGAAAUGAAAACUUUAUCACUUGGUAUAGAAGGAAAAAAUUUUAUUUUUGUAAAUAAUAUAUUUGUUCUAAAAUUUUUUUUUCUUAUAAAAUUUUAGACUAAAGAAUUUUCUUAUAUAAAUUAUAGAAAAAAACAAUCUAACUUAUAUCU